AUGGACCAAGACACGAGACCUCUAGCCUCCCUCUCCCUCACCCACGUCUACUAUGACCCCGAUGAUUCCCUCUCGUUCCUCUGCGCGUGGCUCGCCCUGCUCCCGCAGGCCUUAUGCAUCGUCUACGCGACCCUGAUCUGGUCCACCCGCGAGAUCGAGAUCGUCCUCAUGUUCGCUGGCCAGCUGGGUUGCGAGGCCAUCAACUUCGCCCUCAAACGCCUCAUCAAGGAGGAGCGCCCCCGCCGCAUCCACGGCAAGGGCUACGGCAUGCCCAGCUCCCACGCCCAGUUCGUCGCCUACUGGUCCAUCUUCCUUGUCUUGUUCCUACUGGUCAGGCACCGGCCUACCUCCGCGCGGAGGCACCACCAGCCCUACUCGCUCAUCGAGCGCGUCGUCGUCAGCGUCGCGGCGCUGGGCAUUGCCGCCGCGGUGGCCUGGAGCAGGGUAUACCUCGACUACCACACCGUGAAGCAAGUUUUGGUCGGCUGUCUGGCCGGCUCGGUGUGCGCCGUGGGCUGGUUCAUGGUCACGGCAAUCGCGAGGGAUUUUGGCCUCUUGGCCUGGGUCUUGCAGACCCCCAUUGCGCGGCUGUUUAGAUUCCGUGAUCUUGCGGUGGAAGAGGAUCCGUGCCAAGCUGGCUGGGACAAGUGGGAGGAGAGGCGCGUGGAGGCGGAUCGGCAGAAGAGCAAAUAA
This is a messenger RNA of Colletotrichum graminicola M1.001, 693 nucleotides long. Its product is annotated as PAP2 superfamily protein. The record is from RefSeq and is a predicted model, not a curated record. NCBI's taxonomy places the organism in Eukaryota, Fungi, Ascomycota, Sordariomycetes, Glomerellales, Glomerellaceae. Gene Ontology annotation, molecular function: dolichyldiphosphatase activity. Gene Ontology annotation, cellular component: endoplasmic reticulum membrane; intracellular membrane-bounded organelle. Gene Ontology annotation, biological process: protein N-linked glycosylation; lipid biosynthetic process. The coding region runs from base 1 to 693 and encodes 230 amino acids. The transcript has 2 exons.